AUGAACUUGACAUCUGAUCUCGUUGUGGAUAGUUAUGAAGAAGCUUUUGUUAAAAACAUUGUGAUAGUUUUUCUUGGUGUUAUCAUUAAUUCUAUUAACGGAAUGCUUGUGGUCACCUUUCUUGCCAAUCCAAUAUUUUCAAAAGACUCCAGAUAUAUUUUAUACAUUCACCUAGUCAUAAAUGACAUGAUAAUGAUAUUUGUAUCGGUAACUCUAUAUGUCAUGAGUUACAUCUUACGACUUCUUAAUUUUCCUUUUUGUUGCAUGUUGUUGAUUCUUGCCACAACGACUUUUAUGAUUAGUCCCUUGAAUCUGGCUGGCAUGGCCGUCGAACGUUUCAUCGCUGUCUGCAAACCAUUGCAUCACCAUCAGAUUUGCACACCGCAAAGGACAUACGUCUUCAUUUGUUUUCUAUGGUGUACAGGAGUCAUACCUUCUCUGGCAGAUUUCAGCAUUUUACUUUCAACUCAGCCCACAUCUUUCCAGAGGACCGUUGUGUAUUGCUACCCCCCAAUUGUAUUUCCUACCAAACUCCAUCAGGAUCGUUCGACUUAUUCACAAAUCAUCUACAUGUCUUUGGUCUGGUUCAUUGUGAUUUACACUUACUGCAAUGUCAUGUUCACAGCAAAAAAGGCGAGUUCAGGAAGUUCAGCAAACAAGGCUCGAAACACAAUAUUGUUGCAUGGUGUGCAGUUACUUCUUUGUAUGCUGUCUUAUCUCACCCCUGUUUUAAAUUUUAUUCUCAUUUCCCUUUUUCCUGUACACAGUAGUAAGAUCACUUUCUUAACCUAUCUGCUUACAAAUAUUAUGCCAAGAUUACUAAGCCCUUUGAUAUAUGGUGUCAGAGACCAGAAGUUUGUAAAGAAAAUGAAGGAGCACUUUACUUGUAAAUUUUGUUUUCUUAAGAUUGCGCCAUGA
This is a messenger RNA of Triplophysa rosa, 918 nucleotides long. Its product is annotated as odorant receptor 131-2-like. Gene Ontology annotation, molecular function: G protein-coupled receptor activity. NCBI's taxonomy places the organism in Eukaryota, Metazoa, Chordata, Actinopteri, Cypriniformes, Nemacheilidae. Bases 1 to 918 code for a protein of 305 amino acids. Gene Ontology annotation, cellular component: membrane. Gene Ontology annotation, biological process: G protein-coupled receptor signaling pathway. The transcript has a single exon. The record is from RefSeq and is a predicted model, not a curated record.